Molecule: messenger RNA, 1544 nt
Organism: Sycon ciliatum
Lineage: Eukaryota; Metazoa; Porifera; Calcarea; Leucosolenida; Sycettidae
Product: probable serine/threonine-protein kinase drkD
Exons: 2
Coding region: 1-1332 (443 amino acids)
Biological process (GO): signal transduction; protein phosphorylation
Cellular component (GO): cytoplasm
Molecular function (GO): protein kinase activity; ATP binding
Source: RefSeq, a predicted model, not a curated record
AUGUACAUCGUGACCGACUUCAGCGCCAGCUGCCAUUGCGACUUUGGUUACGUGUCGUAUGACAACUGUAGACUACCACUGGUGAACUUGGCCAUUGCAUCCGCUAUUCUGCUCCUCGUCUCCUUCAUUGCUCUUGCUCUACGAAAAUACAACACGAGAAGCCAGCAACUCAAGCUCAAGGAGAGAGAGCUGCAGGACAAACACAAGAGUAUGCGACUGUAUCAGAAGAAGCUAGACCAGAUCAACAUCGGAGCAAGAAUACGCUGGUCAUCGCUGAACCUCACCAAGAAACUGGCCAGGGGAGCAUUCUCGCUAGUGUGGCAAGCCGAGUUCAGCGACAUGUUAGUAGCUGUGAAAGUACUCCCCAAAUAUACUGGUAGAAAUACCUCGCAGACAGACCAGUUCGUCCAGGAAGCUGAAGUCCUGCGUUCAAUUCGUCACCCCAACAUCGUCAUCUUCUUGGGAGCUGGAACAAAUCAUUCCAGCAAAAGACCGUUUAUCUUGAUGGAGUACUUGCGGCGAGGUUCUCUCCACAAUGUUCUCCACGAUAGCGGGAACGUGUUCACACACCACGAUCAUCUUAGAUUUGCCCUGGAUACAGCCCGAGGUAUGACAUACCUGCACGAAUCCAACCCACCACGUCUGCACCGAGACCUGAAAUCUCCCAACCUUCUAGUCAAGUGGGUGGUGAAAAUCGGCGAUCUUGGCAACUCGCGAUUUAUGGCCAUUCUGGAUGAGGAGAAGGCAACAGGAGCGAACAGCACCAGUGCUAGUGCCGCUCAAACUGCCGUGACGCAGUCAUCAAACACGACCGCGGACGCGGAGUCCGUAGGCGAAAGCCCCAAGGAAAAUGUACUUAUCGAGGCUCCUUUUACCGGAGCAGUACUUGACAGACGUGAUUCCAAGAGCUCGCUUGCACUAUCAGGAUACCAGGAGACCAGUCUGUCAACGCCUCUACUCACGGAUGUCUCCACAAACCAUGGAGAGACGUAUCAGCGCUAUUCAGCAUCAGUGACGACUCGCGGAGUGGGGACUCUGCGCUGGAAAUCACCGGAGUCAGUACGUGGCGAGUAUUACAAUGAGAAAGCCGAUAUCUACAGCUAUGGGGUUGUGCUUUGGGAGAUCUUCACCAGGCAAACACCAUACGGACAUCUGAAGCGUGAGACAGACGUGGAGAAGGCAAUAGAGAAUGGUCACGAGCUGCCUAUUCCGCCGGGUAUGCCCUAUGACUAUCGUCAUAUGGUCGAGGCCUGCUUGAGACCAGAAGCGGCCAACCGUCCAUGCUUCAGUGAUAUCCUCCAUGAUCUGGAAGUUCAACAAGUGAAUGCUUGAUAAUAUUAUUCUGAUCUCUCAGUUCCUGCAACACGCCUUCUCUCGAGCUGGGCUGUUUUCGGUUAACCCGAGCCCCGAUUACCGGAAGGUGUGAGCAUGUACAUGUACCGGUACAUGUAUGCAUGUGUGGUGCAUGUGCUAUGCAUCUGGUGUGAAUAAAGUUGGAAAGAGACUUACCACGCAUCAUCAGGGUGAUUUUGAUCAUCUUUGAA